Amphibalanus amphitrite is the source of this 2107-nucleotide messenger RNA. Its product is annotated as probable Xaa-Pro aminopeptidase P. The transcript has 10 exons. Gene Ontology annotation, molecular function: metalloaminopeptidase activity. The record is from RefSeq and is a predicted model, not a curated record. The coding region runs from base 62 to 1201 and encodes 379 amino acids. Lineage: Eukaryota; Metazoa; Arthropoda; Thecostraca; Balanomorpha; Balanidae.
ACAUCAAUAAUUUGCCUUAGCUCUCUUGUGUCGAGGACGCAGCUUUCCUUAUGAACUGUAUAUGGAUUUCGACAAGAGAGUAAUGAUUGUUUGGUUGCAUUUUUAUCAAGAAGUGCUUCACAACUUUGGAACCUACAUCCGGCAGAAGUGGAAGGGAAAGAUUCUUCUCCCUGACGAAUCGACUUUUAUUGAUAGUGUUAGCUUUUCUUUUUACAACCAGGUUCCAGCCUCAAGGUUGGUGUUUGUCGAGUCUCCGAUUGUGCGCAUGAAAGGAAGGAAAAAUGAAGUCGAGAUUGCGGGGAUGAAAGCUGCCAACAAGCGCGACAGCGUAGCUCUCUGCGAAUUUCUGGCCUUCAUGGAAGAGGAGAUUCACGCUGGCAAAGAGUGGGACGAAAUAUCCGCUGCCGAAAAACUCAAGGAAUUCCGCGCUGAGCAGACGCUGUUCCGCGGGAUUAGCUUCGAGACCAUCUCAGCCUUCGGAAGCAACGGUGCCGUCAUCCACUACGCGCCGAGUAACGCCACCAAGCUCCCCAUAGACACCAGCUCCACCUACCUGCUCGACUCCGGAGGUCAGUACCUGGACGGUACCACAGAUGUGACCCGCACCAUGCACUACGGACAGCCGACCGAGUUUCAGAAGGAGGCCUACACCCGCGUCCUGAUGGGAGUUAUUGACCUGGCCACAACAGUGGUCAAUAGAAAGAUCACUGAUACACAGCUGGAGAUUGUGGCUCGCGAGCCGCUGUUCAGAGCUGGGCUGAGCUACCGACACGGCUCCGGACACGGCAUCGGAUCCUACCUCGGCAUUCACGAAGGUCCCAUUAAUAUUUCUUUCAGGAACAAAUUGCCUCAUGUUUUUGAGCUAGGACAGUUCCUGUCUCAUGAGCCUGGGUUCUACAAAGAUGGGAGCUUUGGCAUUCGUCUAGAAAAUAUAGUGUUGGUAAAGAACGCCGAAACUAAGCACAAUUUUGACGGGCCUUACAUGACAUUCGAGCCGGUCACCCUGGUGCCGUUUGAGCGCGAUCUCAUUGAGCCAGAUUUGAUGACCGUGGACCAGGUGCAGUGGCUGAAUGAGUACCACCAGCUGGUAGAGCAAGAGAUGGGCGCCGUCCUGCGACAGGGGAAUCGGCAGAGGGCUCUGCGCUGGCUCACAGCCCGCAUCGCUCCGAUAAAGCCGGCGAAUAUGACGCCAUCUGCCUGACUCGGGAAAAUGACUUUCAGCUAGCAGCACUGCCGCUGCUAAUUACCUGGAGUCUCAGCUGAUAAUAAUACUCUGCGUUCUGCUGUUUAUUUUGAGGCUUGUGUUUUAUUGUGUCGCCUCAACUUCAUAUUUGUAGAACGCCAUUUGUUGCUAACGAUGAAUUCUUUUGUUUGUGAACUCGGUCAUUUUAUGAACUAAGGGGUUAACAUUUAUUCGAGGCUGUGUCUUUUAAUUUUGAUUCGAAUCAUCCCUAACCUUUCACAUCCGUCCGUCGUUUCCAUCCUCAGGACUUUCAAAUCCUCCUUCUCCACGCCGCAGCCCUCGGUCUGGGCUGGAUAGGCAACUUUAUCUCAUGCGGGCUGCUCCCUUGGAGCGGCUCCGCUGCUCCCAAGGGAGCACACCCCUAGCCGGGUGCAGUAAGUACUUGGGGACUUGGGGGUGGGGGGGGGGGGCUGGUCGGCCUGUCCUUUGGGACGGACUCAGCCCCGGUGACUUACUAGGAUGCCUGCCCAGGCCAAUGUCUCCUCCCUCUUAAUUCCUAUCAUCCUUCCGGCUCUGAAAUGGUCUUGCCAGACCGAAAGGGCCUAACCCAACGAAAAAAAACCUUACCUUUAGCUCUUUGUGAUAUUUACUUUACUUUGUUUAUCCAACUGUACUGGCGAGCAGUGUGUUUUUACGAACUCAAUCAUCUUAGUAUAGAAUAUGCCUGUAAGUUUUAUGAAAUAACGUUUUCUGUAAUAUACUGUUACUACGAAAUGCGAAGUCUUUAGAUGUGGACGCAUUCUCAACAUCGAUCGCUCAUCGAACUUUCCAAAGCAUGAUUUAGCCUUGAGCAACGAUGAGUAGGGUUCACUCAGUUACUACGCGAAUAUCGAUAUAAUUUUCAGUGUGUAUUGGUCCCAAGUC